Molecule: messenger RNA, 2706 nt
Organism: Zygotorulaspora mrakii
Lineage: Eukaryota; Fungi; Ascomycota; Saccharomycetes; Saccharomycetales; Saccharomycetaceae
Gene: HMS1
Product: Hms1p
Exons: 1
Coding region: 1-2706 (901 amino acids)
Molecular function (GO): protein dimerization activity
Source: RefSeq, a predicted model, not a curated record
AUGAACGGUACAGAUGCGUUUUUGCAGUCGCUCCAGCGUGACGAUGGCAUGUGGAGAAAUGCAAAUGACAGCGGUAGUGGCAAUGGUAAUCACAAUGGUAAUUUCAGUGGUAAUUUAAAUGGUACUGGUGAGUAUAACGGCAGCAGUAAUUUUAACGGUAAUAGUAAAGUAUCAGGCGAUGUGGACUACUAUUACACUAGCAGUGAGUUUAAUAGCAACGAUCCUUCCCCGUGGUCGCCUAAUAGCGCAGGUGCGCCUGUAGAGCAGCUCAACGCAAACAAUAUGAGUAUUACACCGGAAUCUUUUCAUUCCUACGGAGAAAUGAACCAGCAACAGCCACAAAAUCAGAGGCAAGAACUGAUACAGCAGCAGCAGGUUCAAGCUCAGCAACAAAUGCAGCAGCAACACCAGGAUCGGGCUUCGUCAUUUAACUUCAACGAUUACGCUGGUGAAAUUCAAUUUUCAAGUGUAUCACAACCUCAGCAGCAGCACCAGCGGGUACCAAUGCAAACAGAGGUGAUGCAAGCCGAGAAAAAGGUUGAAACUCCUGACCAGAGUAGUGUAUUCGCAAGCCCGGAGGAUAUGGUGAAAUCUGAGUUCUCACCGGUAAUCAUGAACUCGAAUGCCAACUCGUCUCAAAAUAGCUCUGAACAAAAUAUGUUCGAAAAUACUAAUGAGAUGGAUCCCUAUUUCAAUAACGAUGAGUAUUUAGCAAAAGAUGAAUUUGGCAUUGAUGUGGCACUUGAAGACGUACCUUCUAGUGAAAUUUUCAGUGGAACAACUACUAAGACAGGCAAGAGAAGAAAAGAGAAAACCUCUCAUAACAUUAUCGAAAAAAAAUACAGAACAAGUAUCAAUGAAAAGAUUUUUCAGUUAAGGGAGAUCGUGCCAGCAUUACGUGUUGCAUACAAGGGUUUUGCGGGGAUACCAGUUUCGAACCAGGAUUCAAAAGAUUUGGACGGACUAGAGCCUGCCAGGAAAUUAAACAAAGCCUCCAUUUUGAUGAAAACGAUAGAGUACAUCAAAUAUCUUGAAAAAACGUGUGAGAAUUACAAGCUUGAAAAUCAACAAUUGAAGAGUAAUAUUCCAACACCGGAAAGCUUGCGACCAUAUUCAGGUUCUUUGAGGCCUUCGUCACAACAGCAGCAACAACAGCAACAGCAACAGCAACAGCAACAACACAAUACCUAUGGACGCAAUAAUAUUAAUGGUGGUGAAGAUCUUUCAUUCAACGGCAACAGUGAUACAUCUAAUGAUAUGCGAGUUGGAUUAAAUAUGGCAGAAGCCGAAAGCAAUAAUGAUUAUGCAUCAAAAUUUUUAAUGGGUGGCUUAGCUUUAACAAUGGGCGCUACAUGUUUUGGUGAUAACAGUGACAUGGGAUCAGCCAGGGCAUUAUUUGCAAUGCCAGUUUUCCAGUUUUCACCCACAAAUGGGUUCAUAUUGUCAAAUUCCAAUGGUGUUAUCAACUUACAAUCAUCGCUUUUUGCACUUACCAAAAUUGGUUUACUGUUAGCUACUCUGUUUUAUUUUAUCGGUAAUCUAUUCCAUUCAUCAUCGUUGUCUUCGUCCAAAGACGCUAAAUCGAUUAAUAAUGAUUCAAUAUCCAUGAUACCUGUAAAAGAUACUGUUCAAUUUGAUUCCAAUCAACAUUUAAAGGAAACCUUGAAAAAGACAUUCGUGAUAAAUAAAUUGAAAUAUAGAUUUAAUUCUAUGGAGAGAAUUGAAUCGAAAAUGGCAAAAUGUUUUGCCGUAAAAUUAUACAUGCAAAAAGCGAAGUUUCCUUGGACCUAUAUUUCAAAAAAGUUCGUUGAUAAAAAAUGGAAUGAAAUCAAACUUCAAGUGGAUAAUGCAAAUCGAAAAAGUAAGGGACUCCUGGAUUCCAGUUUGGAAUGGAAUAUGAUUACAAAUGUAAUGAGUUCUGGAAAAAAUUUUACAUUGGGCAAUGAACUGUUACUAAAAGAGUUGUCUAUGGAGACUAAUGAAAUGGAAUUGAAAGAUUUCGUUGGAAAAAUUAAUGCCUAUAUUCUAAACUACACAAAAAAUGUACUGCUGAACAAUCUUUUGGAGGACAUAAUGGAUGAUAAGGAUGAAAAACUUAUACCAUUAGAGGAGACUUGCCAAAAAAUUCAUAAAGAAAAGUUUGUUGAUAAUAGCUUAUUGAGAUCGAUUCCAGAUUUUUUUGGCUUGCUAGAUUGCCUUUUGGUACCGACAAAGGAAAGCUGCGAUAAGUUAUCAAAGUUGAUAAGGAUUAGUAAUGAAUCAAAUGCGGGGAAUUUAUUUGAGGAGCAAUUAGUUCUCUACUGUUCAGUAAUGAGAAAAUUAAUUAAGGAAGGGAAAACAGAUCAAUGUGAUAAAUGGUCGAAAAUGAUGCCAAUAUUCAAUAUAAUUAAAAGGGAAAAGGGGAAAAAAACCGAAAGAUUAUCAAUAAUUGGAUUUACAGCGAUUUUUUUAAUGCUGAAAUCGUUAUCAGUGAAGUUAAAUCAGUAUGAUGUUACAACAAUACUCAAAGUUGAAAACUUAUUUGGUGAGGAAAGGAUAUGGUUAGGUUCCGAGAAAGGGGAUGGUGUAAAUUUCGAAAUUAGAUCACAGCUAAUUGAUUAUUGCAUAAGUGAAGCACAAACUUGCUGUGCCUUAAUUAGGCUUGAUGAAUCAGCAGUGAAAUAUAUUGAUGAUGGUGAAACCGAGUAUGAAGAGGAGGAGCUAUGA